Oryzias latipes (Japanese medaka) is the source of this 7442-nucleotide messenger RNA. Its product is annotated as adhesion G protein-coupled receptor L1. The record is from RefSeq and is a predicted model, not a curated record. Lineage: Eukaryota; Metazoa; Chordata; Actinopteri; Beloniformes; Adrianichthyidae. Gene Ontology annotation, molecular function: G protein-coupled receptor activity; carbohydrate binding. Gene Ontology annotation, cellular component: membrane. Gene Ontology annotation, biological process: cell surface receptor signaling pathway; G protein-coupled receptor signaling pathway.
CUGCGCGCUCUCGAGUUCAGCACGCGCAACAAGCUGAUGGAGAGAGUGAGAGAGAAGAGGGACCGACGGAUGCAAGGCGAGGCCAGGAGCGGGAAACCGGAUCCCGCCGUGAUCACUGCCUUUUGUCUUUGAGGUUUUGUAUUUUGAUUUAGAUUUUUUUUUGAUUGGGGCCCGGAAACGGAACGACAGCAGAUCCCGCCCCGGCUCGGCAUCAGCCCAGAUGUGAUGCUGAUGCUGCGUCUCCUCCAGAUUCUUCACGGAAGCGCGGAGACUUUCUCAUCACAUCGACGGACGGCACAUCCAAUUAAAACGCAGGGAUGCUCCCGAUCAACGACAUUCCAGACGUUUAAGCGACGAUGACAAGCGACGGCGGGCCUCGGUGAGCGACGGGCAUCGACGGAGGGGCGCGCGGCGGCGGCGGAUCGCGCAAUAAUUUGCAUGCGGUGUUGUUCUCGUCGCGCUCUGGGCUUCAUUCAUUCACCGGCGCUGAAAGGCCCGCAGCCCGCAGCGCAUCUGGGCAGAAACCCGUGGGAAUUAUGAAACCGACGUGACGCACAGCCACAGCAGCGCAGCGGGGAAAACGUCGACGGAGGGAGGGCGUGAGGUCCGGCGGAGCAACCGAUCACAGGUGGAGGGAGGACGCCCAGCCGCGGAUGGACACACUGCGCUAAUGUCUGCCGUCUAACGCCGCAGUUUGGCCCAGCGCACGUUUGGCCCCCGAAGACUGACAUUGUUCAUGCAAUCGGACAUAACGGGGCGCGAGGCAGCGAGGAGACAACAGCGGGCGAGGGCGCGGAGAGACGGAAUGCGGGAAACGCAGUGAGCGCGGAGGAGGAGGAGGGGGGAGAAGGAACCGGAGGACUGUGACGGAUCUCCUGCUAAUAAGUUUGGCUCCAAAGUCUUGACUCUUCCUGUCCAGCAUGGCCCUGUCACUGUGGCUUGUAGGAGUGUCUGUUUUCACUCUGGCUCAUGUGAACCCGUCCCACCAAGCGAUGUCCCGGGCCGCCAUGCCUUUUGGGUUGCUGCGCAGAGAGCUAGCAUGUGAGGGUUACCCCAUAGAGCUACGCUGCCCCGGAAGUGACGUGGUUAUGGUGGAGACCGCCAAUUACGGACGCACCGAUGAUAAGAUAUGUGAUGCAGACCCCUUCCAGAUGGAAAACACACAGUGUUAUCUUCCUGAUGCACUUAAGAUCAUGUCCCAGAGAUGCAACAACAGGACUCAGUGUGUGGUGGUCGCAGGGGUCGACGUCUUCCCAGAUCCUUGCCCUGGCACAUACAAGUACCUGGAGAUCCAGUAUGAGUGUGUACCUUACAAAGUGGACCAAAAAGUCUUCGUGUGUCCCGGUUCCCUGUUCACCAUCCAACCGGCCUCCUCAGUUCUGGAUGCAGAGCAUCAGUCGGGGGCCUGGUGUAAAGACCCCCUGCAGGCUGGUGACAGGCUGUAUGUAAUGCCAUGGACACCCUAUAGGACAGAAGUGCUGUAUGAGUACGCGUCUUGGGACGACUACAAGCAAAACAGAGUCACCACAACCUAUAAGCUGCCCAGCCGUGUGGACGGCACCGGCUUUGUGGUGUACGAUGGUGCCGUAUUUUACAACAAGGAGCGAACGCGCAACCUUGUCAAGUAUGACCUCCGUACGCGCAUAAAGAGCGGUGAGGCAGUGGUGGUCAACGCCAACUACCACGACACGUCCCCUUAUCGCUGGGGAGGAAAAUCCGACAUCGAUCUGGCCGUGGAUGAGAACGGCUUGUGGGUCAUCUACUCCACUGAAGCCAAUAAUGGACGCAUUGUGGUCAGCCAGGUCAACCCUUACACCCUGCGAUUCGAAGGCACAUGGGCUACAGGCUUUGAUAAACGCGGCGCAAGCAACGCCUUCAUGGCCUGUGGAGUGCUCUACGUAGUGCGCUCUGUCUUUCAGGAGGACGAAGGGCAAGCCGAUAGCCGAGCCAGCAGCAACAUGGUGGUUUAUGCCUACGACACCAGCCGAGGACAAGAGCUGCCUGUUCAGAUACCCUUCCCCAACCCUUACCAGUACAUAUCGUCCAUAGACUACAACCCCAGAGACAACCAGCUGUAUGUGUGGAAUAACUACUACAUGUUGAGAUACCCGCUGCAGUUCACACCACCGCCACCCACCAAAGGACCCCUCUCGUCCUUGAUGACAACCGUCCGCUCCUACACAGCUACGGUAGCUCUGACGCCUGUGCGGCCGUCGGCCUCACAGCCCAUUGGCGUGAUCAAUAGAAGCCCAUUUGAUCAGCGGCCAAUCACAGCCAUGGUUCCAUUGACCCCGCGCCCGCCUCUUCGGGUUCCCUUGGCCCCUGGUGGACCUGGUCAGGUGGGCGGAUGUGAAGGCCGGGUUGCACGAGGUGUUCAGUGGCCCCCCACCCUGAAAGGAGAAACAGUUGAGAGGCCGUGCCCUAAAGGAUCUCUGGGUAUAGCUUCUUAUCAAUGCACUUUAGCUCCAGUUGGCUGGAACUCUGGAGGGCCGGACCUGUCCAACUGUACCUCACCCUGGGUCAGCCAAAUUUCACAGAAGAUAAAGAGUGGCGAGAAUGCAGCCAACAUAGCUGGGGAGCUGGUCAACCUGACCCGGGGGCGGAUCUACGCCGGAGACGUCAGCAUGUCCGUCAAGCUCAUCGAACAGCUGCUGGACAUCCUGGACUCUCAGCUCCAGGCAUUAAGCCCCGCCAAUAAAGAGCCAGCAGCCCGCAAUUACAAUAAGCUGCAGAAGAGAGAGCGCACGUGUAAAGCCUACAUUCAGGCGGUGGUGCAGACGGUUGACAACCUUCUGGGCCCUGAAGCUCUGGUGUCCUGGGCAGACAUGAACAGCGUGGAUCAGUCGCGCUCUGCAUCGCUGCUGUUAGAUGCUGUGGAGAAAGGAGCUUUUCUGCUAGCGAACAACCUCUACGACGGCCGCUUUAGUGACAGAGCACCCAACGUUGAUCUGGAGGUGUAUGUGCUGAACACAGAGGCAGACAUCCGGGAUUUGGUGUUUCCUGAUUCCUAUUACAGUGACAGCAUCCUGCAAAUAUCCGCCUUGGCCCUGCAGCAGUACAGCAACAACGGCCAGGUGAAGCUGGUGCUCUCCCUGUACAAAAAUCUGGGCUCCUUCCUUUCCACCCAAAACUCAACCAUGAGGCUGGGGCUGGGGCAGGGCCAGAGUUUAGAGCCCAGGCACAGGAGCCUGGUGGUCAACUCCCACAUCAUCUCUGCCUCUGUGCACAGAGGAUCCAACAGAGUGUACCUCACCGAACCUGUGAUCUUCACCCUGAGACACCUUCAGCUGGAGAAUCAUUUUGGGCCGAACUGCUCCUUUUGGAACGCUUCUGGACUUUCUGGGAGUGGCCGGUGGUCUACACAGGGAUGCCGCCUUUUACACACAAACAACACGCACACAACCUGCGCCUGCAAUCACCUGUCCAGCUAUGCGAUCAUCAUGACGUACCAGCAGCCUGCAUUUGGUGUCGGCGUCGAGGAGCUUCUGGUCUUUGUCAUUUCCUGGGUUGGUAUUUGUGUCGCCCUGGUGUGUUUGGCGACCUGCAUCAUCACCCUCUGCUGCCAGGGGGCGCCGUGGCACACUGACCACAGCACCAUUCACUGCAACCUGUGGGCCAACCUGCUCAUCACCGAGCUUCUUUUCCUCAUCGGUGCCAACAGGACAAAGUACACUGUUGUGUGCUCCAUAACUGCUGGUCUUCUGCACUUUUCACUGCUGUCGGUGUUUUGCUGGCUGUGCCUGGAGGGGAUAGAACUGUACCUGCUGCAGAGAGAGCUAUUUGAGGGCCGCAACUCCAGACGGAAAUAUUUUUAUCUCUGCGGUUACUCUGUUCCCGGCCUGGUGGUGGCCGUUUCUGCUGCUAUUGACUUCAGAGGAUAUGGCUCAAAAACCGGAUGUUGGCUGCGCACCGACAACUACUUCAUCUGGAGUUUCCUGGGUCCUGUCGCUGUCAUCAUCACGCUGAACCUCGUCGUUCUGGUGAUGACCCUACAUAAGAUGCACAGCACUGCUGCGCUGAAGCCAGACUCCAGCCGCCACGAUAACCUGAGAGCGUGGGCCGUGGGCUCCCUGACACUUCUCUUUCUGCUGAGUGUCACCUGGUCGUCAGGCCUCAUGUUCCUGUCUGGUCCAUCGCUACUUCUGGCUUACCUCUUCUCCUCUCUCAACACGGCCCAGGCACUUCUUAUCACCAUACUUCACUGCACGCUCGCCAGGAAGGGUCAGAAGGAUUACGGCCGCUGCAUCCGUCUCUCGCGGUGCUGUGCAUCUUCUGCAUCCAGCUCCCCCGAUUCGGUGAAAGGGGCCGCCCUUCGCUCCAACAGCCGCUACACCAGCAGCCAGAAUCGCAGAGUCACUGCUAACAGACAGAGUCGCAUCAGAAGAAUGUGGAACGACACGGUCCGUAGGCAGACCGAAUCCUCGUUCAUCGCCGCAGAUGUCAAUAACACGCCCACUCUCAACAGAGCUGCUUUGGGGAACCAUUUCCUGACCAAUCAGGUGUUGCAGACUCAUGCCGGAGCUUCUCCUUAUGACACCAUGUUGGCCCAGGGAUACAGUCAGCCCUUCACUUCCACAGGAACCUUCAGAAACAAGCAGAAGGGCGGCGUGUCGCAGACCCAGGAGUCUUGUGGGUUGGACAGCGUAUGCCUCAAUGGAGGGUACACGCCCAACACGUUCACUUUGCACGGCCUCGGGACGACGCCUGGAUCCAGGGCCGGGGUGGUGGGCAGCACCGACCUUCUGAGGGAGGAAGGAGUUGGAAUAGGAGGAGAUGACAUCUCUCCUGGCCUCCUCACUCCACACGGGGCUAAAGACCUGGCCAGCGGAACCGGAAUGCGUCGCAACCUGUCCGACGCCGCAGCGCUGGAAAAGAUGAUCAUCUCAGAGCUGGUGCAGAGCAACCUGCGGCCCUCCGCGGCGAUGCCAGUCCCUCCUGAGCGCUACGGGAGCCUGGCGAGGCCGCAUCCUCACGAUAGGGCAGCCUUCACCAACACUGCCACCUUGACUCGGCAUGCACAGCAGCCACAGGAGAGCUGGUCCGUUAGCAUACAGCCAAGCACACGGUCCACCGCCACAGAGGGCUGGGCGCACACCAGGCAGCACACACAAGACCCCGAGACACACCCCACCACACGGGGACCGGAUCAGGCCGCGGCGCCACGCCUGAAAGACGGCUGGUCACAUGCACGUGCGUGUGGGGACCCGGAGUCCCGCGAGCUGCUGAAGGAUGUGGACCGGUCCCAGCUGCAGGGCACUCUGGGCCGAAGGGGGCCGCAGGAGCGGCAGCAGGCGCGUGCCCCUGAUGUCCAAGCCCGGCCCUAUUCCACUCUGAGCCGCACACCCGGCUCUCUGUCCCGCCACCGCAGCACGCUGGAGCCCAGCGGCGGGCCGGACAGGGACCGGGAUCGCUACCGGGAAAGACCCCUGCCCCCUCCUCCUCCCCCUCCCCCGCAGGAGUCGGAGCCUUUGUACAGAGCGCUGGAAGAGCCGCUCCUCGCAAAACAAACAGACACGAGCGUGGAUGCGUGGAGAAGCGGCCAGGAAAGAGACAAAGAUGAGAGGUUCCUGCUGAAACGAGAAAGGAUGAAUGAGGAAUGGCGAGGAGAGGCGGAGCGAGGAAGGGAGGAGCCUCUCUCCUCCCACCGGAAAGAUGGAGUUCUAAACGAACGGAAAGCUGGCAGAGAGGAGUCGCAAAUGCUGGAGAAGAAAGACGGACGGAUGGAGCUGUGGCAAGGAGUGGCGGCGGAGCAGGAGACUUUCAUAACCCAGAAGAACGAUUUUGGGAUGGAGGAGUGGAGAGGCGGAAUGGAAAGAGAACAAGAGGAAUCCUUUUUUCACAGAGACAGAUGGAGGGAAGCCGUCAAUCUAGAACGGGAGAAGCAGAAAGAAAGAUCUCUGGAUGUUUGGAGAGGAGGGAGGGAUUUGGACCGGGAGGAGUCCUUCCUGUUUGACAGCAAGGACGCCGUUCUGGAUGAGAGGAAAGGCGGGAAAGGUCAGGGGUCCCUGCGGUACCACGGCGAGCGGCAGGAUUCCGACAGCUUCACUCUGCCCUUGACCCCUGACCUUGACCUCGACCUUGAUUCCUCACCUAUUUAUGCCCGAGAUUCCAAUCCCUCCCCCCUCUACCCUGGAGAACAGCGCUCGCCGCCGCUCGGCAUCUUCCCCAGGAACUCCCCCCCGGCAAAUAUCUUUGCUCCCCGAGAGGACAGCUCCCCCCCCAGCAACCUCUACUCCCGCCACUCCCCACAGAUCUACAGCCGCAGCGGCUCUCCCCCCCGCUUCUACACCCGCAACUCGCCCCCCUCCCUCUUGUACCCGGACAGUAGUCCCGACGGCGCGGAGGACGUCAGCCCCACAGGGGGGCAGCCACAGAGGUCCGCCCUGGAGCUGCCGUACGGCCUGGGGAGACCGCCGCUGGGGCCGAGGCCCAAUCACCUGCAGACCUUCUACCAGCCGCCACCGCUGGGCCCCGGCAGGGAGACGGGGUACCCCGCAGACCCCCCUUCAGAGGGAGAGGACGGACAGAUGCAGCGGGUGACGAGCCUGUGACUAGGGCGGUGGUGAUUGGGGCAUAGAUCUCAGGGAGGAGGAGGACAACGUCAAUGAAACGCUGGAACCGAUGACAUCAUAAAGGAGAAAGAGACGAGUUUGUCACCAUGACGACAGUUUUAAUGAUGGCUCCUCCCUGCUUCUAUUCCCUGAUCACCACGAGACACCCCCCCAACCCCACGCCCUCAAAGUUUUCUUACUUUUGAAUGACAGUCCUCCAUGUUUACCUCCUCCUCUCCUUCCUCCUCUUUGGUCUGACCUGAAACCCUGUUGUGAUGUGUCUCCCUUUAAGUCCAUUGCUGACAUUUCUAUUGGUCCAUUGGCUGGAUGUUACCCCCCCCCCCCCCCUCGCCUCCCUGUAGCAAACAGUGUGUCAAAGAAACACUUGUGUGUUGCCAAAAAAAAAAAAAAAGAAACCUCUCAAAGAACAUGUGCAUGACUUUCCAGUGGUUCUGCAGAGCUGCUAACUAUAAGAGGACGUGCUGGCGAGUGAGCGAGCGCGUCUAGCUUUAUUAGCAUGUGUGUGGGGGAGAACGCGUGCUUAUGUAAAUUCAUUAUUGUAUUGUAUAAUUAAUGUGUCUCAUUGAAGCAUUUUAUCAGUACCCGCUGGGGGAGCUCUUUCACACUUCCUCCUGUCCUGACGUUGACUCUUGACCCGUCAUGACAUACCAAACCAAAACUUCUGACCCUUGACCUGCCAGUGACUUUUGGCGGUAGAACUUGUUGAGUUUGUCAAAGCAACUGAAGACUUGACUGCAGAGCCAGAGAUCGAAUAAAACCUCAGAACUUUUCUGCAACCUCGUUGUACAUAUCAACCUCAAGUGUUCUGAUUGUCUUGUAUUGCUAUUGAAGUUCAUGUAAACAUGUGAAAUAAAUGCUCCCGUCUUUCUG